AUGAUCAGUGAGCUCACCCCUCUUCGAAAUGCUAUUGAGGAUGAUGUCCAACGAAUGGAGUCAGCCGUUAAUUCCAAAACAGCCCCUGAGGAUAUAACUGAUAAUAGUGAAAGUCAAGCUCUUAUUACGUCAUUCGACGGUUUCUAUUAUGAGUUGGCUGCUUUCGCUGAUGUACACAAGUUAACAAUGUCACCUUCGAUGGACGUAGCAACGUCUUCUUUUGCAAAUCAAAACAGUAGUAUACAGAAUUUAUCAGCUUUUCAGCUACCUAAGCGUACAUUCCCUGUUUUUUCCGGUGAGAUGACCGAGUGGCAGGGCUUUGACGAUUUGUUUAACUCCAUACUAUCGCACGCUCCUGAACUGCCGGACGUUGAGAGGUUUGAAUUUCUGAAGAUGUCUCUUAAGGGUGAAGCGCUAUCACUUAUCUCCCAUCUCGCGUUAACGGCUACAAAUUACACUAGUGCGUGGAAAAUAUUGCGUUCACGUUAUGGCAAUAAGCGUGAUCUUGCUCGUAUUCACCUUGAUGCUCUGCUCGCUAACCAGAUUGUUAAGUCCAAUGAUGGCUCCUCUAUUAAAACUCAGAUCAAUACGAUCUUAGAGAACACUGCUGCUUUGGACAAUCUUGACUUUGUAACGCGUCAGUGGAGUCCACUUCUGGUGCACAUCGUUGAAAAACAUCUUGAUUAUGAACUUCGUGCUCGGUGGGAAUUGGUAGUUGGGGAGAAUCAUUAUCCUCAAAUUUCUGACUUUGUUGACUUCUUGCGUACUCAUCUGCGGUCUGCGGAAAUUUAUUCCAGCUGUUCAUCAUCUGACCGACACAAUAGUGCAUCGAAACCGCACAAGUCAGUUAAGCAAACCAAUUUCAACCCUCGCUCUUCUUCAAGCGUUCUAGCCACCACUUCGAGUACUUCAUCCGUCAAGCCGUGUCCACUGUGUAAUGCACCUCAUUCAAUAAGGUCAUGUACCCUAUUUACUGACAAGCCUCCAAAUGAACGCUUUCAUAUUGCAAAAACGCAUUGUUUGUGUAUAAAUUGUCUGGGGACAGGUCACUCCUCAGCCCGAUGCCCUUCAACCUAUAAAUGUCAGUCAUGUAAGAAAAGUCAUCACUCGCUGUUGCACUUUAAUCCUACUGCUAAUAAACCAAAUACCUUUGGUUCAGUAUCGUCAAAUACAUUAUCCACUAAGACGGCAGCGCCUGUGCCUGGGGCUGAGUUACAUGUUACGACUACCUCAUGUCUUGUUCGAGGACAACCUCAGCGCAUCGUUCUAUUGUCAACAGCAGUAGUGGACGUCUAUGCUGCCGAUGGACGGCGACACGCGUUAAGGGCUUUAUUAGACUCUGGUUCACAAGCUAGCUUUAUCACAGAACGAGCUGCUUGUGCUCUUAUGCUUCGUCAGUUCCGAUCUUCUGUCAGCGUUACUACAUUCGCUAGUUCAGACUCUACAGUUGUUCGGGGCAAGUGCAGUAUUAAGAUGUCUCCCUCCGGUCAACAAGCACCCUCUUUUUCUCUUGACGUGUCGAUCGUUCCGCACAUAACUGGACCAACUCCUCAAGUUCCGGUAACGUUUGGACAUUGGGAUCACAUUAAUAGUCUCUCUCUGGCUGACCCAUCAUAUAAUACACCUGGCCCAAUUGACUUACUGAUCGGAGCUGAUCUAUUACCUUCAGUAUUCCUUGAUGGCACUCGAAAGGGUCAAGUUGGUGAACCUCUCGCAAUGAACUCUGUUUUUGGAUGGGUGCUCAUGGGCCCUACGGAAUUUUAUGACCGCUCUUCUGUUGCCACACUUAGCGUAAAUAUAUCUGAACCUAUUGACUCGUUAAUUAAAAAAUUCUGGGAACUUGAAGAGCUACCCACCGCUUGCCAUUUGAGUCCAGCUGACGUUGCUGCUGAGAAAAUAUAUACUUCUACUACAACUCGUUUAAGUUCAGGCAGAUUUGUUGUCACUCUUCCGUUUCUGAAACCUCGUCCACUGCUUGGUGACUCGAGAACGUUAGCGUUGCAACGGUUCAAGGCCCUAGAAUGUCGUCUCAACCGCAACAAAGACCUGCAAGAUCAAUACGCCGAGUUCAUGCGCGACUAUCUGACGGCUGGUCAUAUGGAGUUGAUUCCAUCGUCUGAACAAGGCCAUCCGUUUCAUUAUUAUAUUCCACACCAUUGCGUGCUUAAACCCGACAGCCUGACUACAAAGCUUAGGGAUGUAUUCAAUGCAUCUGCAAAAACGUCAGCCGGUAUAUCCUUAAACGACAGUAUGUACACAGGUCCUAAACUGCAACCUGACAUACAAGUUGUUCUCCUCCGUGCUCGACUUUGGAAAUACUUAUUUAUGGCUGAUAUAAAGCAAAUGUAUCACCAGAUUCUCAUCAGACCAGCUGACAGAGAUUAUUUGCGGAUUCUGUGGAGAUUCUCGUCCACAUCUCCGAUUGACGAGUACCGGUUAUGUACAGUGACGUACGGCACCUCUGCAGCUCCCUUCCAAGCACUUCGCACUGUCCGCGAGUUAGCGACUGUAGAUGGUGCAAAAUGGCCGAAAGCUGCGUCUGUGUUGUUGAAUGACACGUUUGUUGAUGACAUCCUGACCGGAGCCAACUCAACAGAAACUGCUCUUGAAUGCCAAACCCAAAUAAUAAACUUGUGUGCUAUGGCGCAAUUUCAAUUGCGAAAGUGGGCCAGCAACAAUAGUCAACUUCUGCAAACUGUCCCCGAAGAAGCCCGUGCCAUUUCACCAUCUGUCCUUUUCGACAGCAGUGACCAUUCCGACUUGAAGGUACUCGGGCUGAAGUGGGACCCGGUAGCUGAUAAUUUUUCUUUCAAAGCUAAACCGUCAGCAGUCACACCAACGAAACGUACAGUCCUUUCAGACAUUGCUAGGAUUUUUGAUCCGUUAGGCUUGCUGUCGCCAAUAACAUUCUGGACCAAACAUGUCAUGCAGCAACUUUGGAUUGCUGGAAUCAAAUGGGAUGAAGAAAUACCAAAGGAUAUCGCUGUAAUGUGGACACGAUAUCAGUCAGAGCUGAUGUUAAUUGAAACCGUUUCUAUUCCUCGUCGAAUAACGUUUGAUGACGCCACAUCGAUACAACUCCACGCAUUCUCGGAUAGUUCGGAAAAAGGAUACGCUGCAGCCGUUUACCUUCGAACCACGACUUCUACCUCAGUUCAUUGUCACCUUGUGAUCGGCAAGUCGAAAGUGGCGCCUCUAAAAAGGUCUACAAUUCCGCGACUUGAACUCUGUGGAGCUGUCUUAGCUGCCAGACUUCUACGGUUCGUCAUCGAUACCUAUUCAACUCGUAUCAAAAUCGAUAAAUCCCAUGCCUGGACAGAUUCAACCACCGCUUUAGCGUGGAUACAGUCAUCUCCUCAUCGUUGGGCUACGUUUGUUGCUAACCGCACUAGCCAAAUUCACGAGCUUACGUCACCCGACAUUUGGAACCACGUCCCCACACAUCAAAAUCCAGUCGAUUGUGCGUCUCGCGGACUCUUUCCAUCAGAACUUGCUACUCAUCCGUUGUGGUGGACAGGACCUGCAUAUUUACUAGAAUCUUCUGACAAGUGGCCGUCUGCUGUAUCCCGUGCAAAUACAACUGAUGCUCACAUCUCCAUAGAAGCGCGAAAAUGUACCGUCCUCCUAACUACGACAAGCUGCUCAAUUAGUAACGUUCUACAACGUUUCUCAUCUUUAGACAAGGUCCUUCAUAUUAUAGCCUAUUGUCUUCGGUUCUCCAAAUCAAGCCCAGGUAUACCGUACACACACCUUAUUGAUGCUAGGGAACGGUCACAUGCCUUAUCGGCCCUAGUUUUUUACGUACAACAAACGUCAUACCCCGAUGACAUUUCGUCCAUAAAAAAAGGGUUGCGUUGUUCUCCCGCCAUUCAGAAACUCGAUCCGUUCAUUGACGAUCAUGGACUUAUCAGAGUGGGCGGACGUCUCACGAACGCUGACCUGCCAUACGCUCACAAACAUCCAUUGCUGUUACCAUGUCAUCAUCGCUUAACCGUGUUACUCAUUGACCAUCAUCACCUCAGGCUAAAACAUCCAGGAUCUAUAGCCCUUCAAGCUCAUUUGCAGCGUGAAUUCUGGAUACCAUCGGCACGAAGACUUAUUCGAUCUCGUAUACGACUCUGCGUCGCAUGUUUCCGUACCCGGCCACGGUCAGUUCAGCCCAAAAUGGCCAGUCUGCCAAGUUAUCGAGUUCAACAAGUUAAACCGUUUGCCAUCACUGGUGUGGACUACGCUGGUCCUAUCACGCUGAAGGAACCUCGUGGUCGUAAAUCAGUACCUAAACUAGCGUACUUUUGUUUGUUCGUAUGCACCACUACAAAAGCAAUUCACUUAGAACUGAGUUCUGACUUGUCCACCGAAUGUUUUUUGAUGGCGUUUACUCGGUUUUCAGCCAGACGUGGGCCUAUUAAGGAAAUGCACAGUGACUGCGGGACCAACUUUAUUGGAGCGUCACGGUUGAUGGAUCCACUUCAUGAACUUACGCAUUCCCAACUAUUUCAAGACAGUGUUCAUCGCCACCUUGCCAAUCAUCAUAUAACUUGGCACUUCAACCCUCCAGCAUCUCCACAUUUUGGUGGCUUAUGGGAAGCAGGAGUCAAGUCCACGAAAUCAUUAAUCCUUCGAUCAAUUGGCAUCCACAAAUUGACCAGUGAAGAAUUCCUAACACUGCUCACCCAGGUUGAAGCGACCUUAAACUCACGCCCGUUAUGUGCACUCAGCAACGACCCAGAUGAUUUCGAAGCGUUGACACCUAGUCAUUUUUUGACUCUAGAGCCUUCGACGUCACUUCCUGACCCAAGUCUAGUCAAUGUUCCGAUGUCGAAAUACCAACGAUGGCGAUUAAUCACAGAUCUACACCGACAUUUUUGGACACGAUGGAAGAACGAGUACCUUAGUAGCCUUCAAAUUAGGAAAAAAUGGUCUGCACCCGGUCAGGAACUCCGUAUUGGUGACCUUGUCCUCGUCAGGGAGGCGACACAUCCUCUUCGUUGGAGAACUGGAAGAAUUCGUGAACUCCAUCCUGGCUCAGACGGAAUCUCCAGAGUGGCCACUCUCGACACUUCAUCUGGACCACUGAAACGCUCAGCGGUCAAGCUCUGUCCACUCCCAAUCUCUUGA
Molecule: messenger RNA, 5118 nt
Organism: Acyrthosiphon pisum (pea aphid)
Lineage: Eukaryota; Metazoa; Arthropoda; Insecta; Hemiptera; Aphididae
Exons: 1
Coding region: 1-5118 (1705 amino acids)
Biological process (GO): DNA integration
Molecular function (GO): nucleic acid binding
Source: RefSeq, a predicted model, not a curated record